Molecule: messenger RNA, 1808 nt
Organism: Talaromyces stipitatus ATCC 10500
Lineage: Eukaryota; Fungi; Ascomycota; Eurotiomycetes; Eurotiales; Trichocomaceae
Product: serine carboxypeptidase, putative
Exons: 3
Coding region: 24-1727 (567 amino acids)
Biological process (GO): proteolysis
Cellular component (GO): fungal-type vacuole
Molecular function (GO): serine-type carboxypeptidase activity
Source: RefSeq, a predicted model, not a curated record
GUAGCACGGGUACUCUGUACAAAAUGCGGUCAAUAUCGUGGAUCACCCUCCUGGGUGCCGUCCCAGCAAUUAGAGCUCAGUUUGUUACAGCUCCUACAGACCUUAUUGAAAAGAAAGGUUAUAUGGACAUCCCGGUGCGAUACAAGGAGGUACCGACAGGGAUCUGUGAGACGGAUCCCAACACAAAAAGCUACUCCGGAUAUGUGGACGUUGCAGAAGAUCAGCAUCUUUUUUUCUGGUUCUUCGAAGCACGUAAUCAGGACCCAAAGACUGCACCGCUGACUGUGUGGAUUAACGGAGGUCCUGGUUCUUCGUCGAUGAUCGGCCUCUUCCAGGAAAAUGGACCCUGCGGCAUCGACUCUGAUGGAAACGUGUAUAGCAAUCCAUACUCGUGGAACAAUGCUAGCAACAUGAUUUACAUUGACCAACCGACUCAAGUGGGCUUCUCAUAUAGUAUCCCAGUUCCAGGGUACAUCGAUCCAAGCACCGACGACAUAAUCGUGCUACCUUCCAAUUCCUGCCCUGACUACGCAGCUGACUUGUCAUGCGGCACAUAUCCCUACGGCAAUGCAAGUCUGACGGCGAACAGCACAGACAAUGCAGCACCAUACUUUUACCGUGCUUUGCAAGGCUUCAUGGGAGCCUUCCCACAGUACUCUCGGGAAUCUUUCCAUUUCACUACAGAGAGUUAUGGUGGUCACUACGGACCAGUCUUCAAUGAAUAUAUUGAGCAGCAGAACAAAAAUCUCGAGCGCGGGGCAAAGAAAAUCUCUCUUGAAUCUGUCUUGAUCGGGAACGGAUGGUACGACCCGAUUGUUCAGUAUGCGGCGUACUACAACUUCACAGUUUAUCCUGGAAACACUUACGACUACCUUCCUUUCAACGACUCAGUAGCUUCAUUGUUGUACAACAAUCUCUGGGGCCCAGGAAAUUGUAUCGACCAGCUUUUAGACUGCGCAGCAAGAGGCAGCAACGAGAUAUGCAGCAUUGCCGACAAAUUCUGCGCCAACCACGUCGAAAACAUUUACGACAUCUAUCUUAACCGAGACGAGUAUGAUUUCCGUGAGCUGAUGCCGGAUCCAUUCCCAUACGAGUUCUACGUCGACUACCUUAAUACUCCUGAGGUGCAAGCUGCCAUUGGUGCCUACGUCAACUUCACCGAGGGCAGCGAAUCAGUCGGCAAUGCAUUUUCGGCUACUGGAGAUGACGGUCGUAUUAUGAAUACCGUUGAGGAUCUCGGGAAAUUGGUUGACCAGGGCGUGACUGUUGUGAUGUACACCGGUGACGCUGACUAUAACUGCAACUGGCUUGGUGGCCAGGAAGUCGCCUCUAUGGUGGAUGCUCCUGGCUACAGCAGCGCGGGAUACGUGAACAUUACUACCGACGAUGGUGUUGUGCAUGGUCAGGUACGACAAGCUGGGCACUUUGCGUUUGUGCGAAUCUACGAAAGUGGUCAUGAGGUGCCUUUCUAUCAGCCAGUGAUUUCUCUAAGCAUGUUUGAACGUGCAAUCAAAGGACUCGAUAUCGCAACCGGCGAGGUCAAGGCACACAAGGGGUAUAAAACUGUCGGGCCUCCCGAGAGUACUUACAAGGAGGGCAACUCUACCAUUCAGUGGAAGGUGGUUGAUCCGAGUGCUACGUACAACACUACAACAAACGAGCCGAACCCUGUUGCGCGGUCAAUGAAGAGGAGUGUUCAAAAGAGCGCUCGUCGAUUCAAGCCUUAGCUGAUGUAAUAUCGUCUGAUUAGUAGACAUGUAUCCAAGCCAGACUAGCCUGGCCAACUUAGUAAUAUGAAGACUUUCAAC